Paramecium octaurelia is the source of this 171-nucleotide messenger RNA. NCBI's taxonomy places the organism in Eukaryota, Ciliophora, Oligohymenophorea, Peniculida, Parameciidae. The record is from the annotation of a GenBank genome assembly.
AAUGGAUAAUCUAAAAUUGAGUCAAGAAGAUUUCAUUAAGAAGUAUGAUUGCGAAUAGAAAUACCAAGAAUUAUUGAAUGAAGCACCAACUAAAAAGAAGGUUGAUGCAGACUUCAUGAUGAGGAAAUACCAUAGAUAUUGUCAUGAUAGAAUAUAAUUAUUACAUUGAGG